Molecule: messenger RNA, 639 nt
Organism: Adineta ricciae
Lineage: Eukaryota; Metazoa; Rotifera; Eurotatoria; Adinetida; Adinetidae
Source: the annotation of a GenBank genome assembly
AUGGAAAAAUCUUGGUCAAGAACUGAUCUUCCAAUUGAUCUUUAUUACACAUCAAUAAUAAUUCCAUUAGAUUCUCCAAUUGGACAAGAAAUUUUCUCUAAAUCAUUUCAUUCAUCUUAUGAUAAUUUACAUGAAAAUUUUCAAUAUCAAGAACAUCUUUCGUUCUGUGGUAUUGCUUGUAUAUCAACAUUAUUAAAUACAAUCUUAUCAAAUGAAAAAUCAAAUCAACAAAUGAUUUAUUCGACAAUUGCAAAAGAUUUUAUGUUCAAUGGAAUCACAUUAACAAAUCUAUCAAAUGUUUUAAAAUAUUAUGGAAUAUCUUCUCAAAUUAAAUAUUCUCAAGAUAAAAAAAUUGAAGAAGAAUUUCGACGAGAUUUAAAUCGUGAAGAUAUUUUUCUUAUUGUUAAUUAUUGGAGACAAUAUCAUAUUAAAGAAAAUGAUUAUCUUCAUCAAAGUGGACAUUUUUGUCUUAUUGGAGGUUUUAAUUCAAUCACUGAUCAUGUACUUCUUCUUGAUCCAAAUAAUAAAAGAUUUCCUCAUCAUUGGUUAUCAAUUAAACAUUUAAUUCAAAUGAUUUCAACAUAUGAUCAAAUGGCAUCAAUGUCAAGAGGAUAUUUGAUCAUUAAUCGACAAAAAUAA